Theileria annulata is the source of this 570-nucleotide messenger RNA. RefSeq lists its product as uncharacterized. The transcript has 4 exons. The record is from RefSeq and is a predicted model, not a curated record. The coding region runs from base 1 to 570 and encodes 189 amino acids. NCBI's taxonomy places the organism in Eukaryota, Apicomplexa, Aconoidasida, Piroplasmida, Theileriidae.
AUGGUUUCAUUAAAAUAUAUAUAUUUAAAUUUUAUAUAUAUACCAAAUAUUAAUAAAAAUAAUAUUAAUAAUAAUAUUAAUAAAAAUAAUAUGAUUAGUAGAAUGUCAUUAAAUAAUUUUCCAGAAAUUAAUAAUAAAUUUAAUAAUUUUAUUAAUCCAUUUCAAUCAAAUAAUCAAUUCAUACAUCAAGAUUUAAUAAUAAAUUUAUUAUCAUUAAUUGAAAAAUCAACAAAUCCAAAUAUUAAUUCAUUAUUAUCAACACAUAAAUUUAUGAAUAUUGAAGAGAAGAAAGAAUUUAUGAUAUCAUUAAUAAGUAAUUGGGAUAUGAAGAAGAUGACAAUAACAAUAGAUAAAUUAAAUUCAUUUGAUCGUAUAAUAAAAAUAUUAAAAUUAGAACCGAAAAUAAUAACAGAAUGUCUUGGAUAUAUAAAAUUUGAUCAUCAAGAUUUAAAGACAAAACAAAAAAUUUUAUUAUUUCAUGAUCUCUUUGGUGAUAAUAAUAUUUAUAAUCCAUUACCAUUUCUACAUUCCAAUAUUAAUAUACAAAAAUUUAAAAGUAAUCAAAUCUAA